Molecule: messenger RNA, 936 nt
Organism: Dipodomys ordii (Ord's kangaroo rat)
Lineage: Eukaryota; Metazoa; Chordata; Mammalia; Rodentia; Heteromyidae
Product: UDP-glucuronosyltransferase 1-7-like
Exons: 1
Coding region: 1-936 (311 amino acids)
Molecular function (GO): UDP-glycosyltransferase activity
Source: RefSeq, a predicted model, not a curated record
AUGACUCCUGCAGUCUUGCCUGCCCUCCUUCCUGUGUGUGCAUGUCUGCUGCUGGCCUCAGGCUCUGCCCAGGCAGGCAAGCUGCUGGUGGUGCCCAUGGACGGCAGCCACUGGUUGUCCAUGCGCUCUGUGGUGGAGAAACUCUUCCAGAGAGGGCAUGAGGUGGUGGUGGUUGUGCCCGAGGUGAGUUGGCAGCUGGGACGCUCACUGAACUUCACAGUGAAGACGUACUCAACUCCUCACUCGCUGCAGGAUUUGGACCGGGAGUUCAAGGUUUUUCUUGACACCCAGUGGGAAACUCCAGAACAAACUAUGUUUUCUGCACUAACUGGCUCAGCCAAGGGAUUUUAUGACAUCAUGUUUUCACAUUGUAGGAGUCUGUUUAAUGACAAGAAAGUAGUGGAAUUCCUAAAGGAGAGUUCUUUUGAUGCAGUGUUUCUGGAUCCUUUUGAUGUGUGUGGCUUAAUUGUUGCCAAAUACUUUUCACUUCCAGCCGUGAUUUUCUCCAGGGUAAUAUUUUGCUAUAAUCUGGAAGAAGGAGCUCAGUGCCCCAGUCCUCUCUCCUAUGUUCCCAGACUUGCCUCAGGCCUCCCAGACACCAUGACUUUCAGAGAGAGAGUGUGGAACCACAUCUCCCACUUGGAUGAACUUUUAUUUUGUACCUACUUUUUCAAAAGAGCCACUGAUGCAGCCUCUGAAAUUCUUCAGACCCCAGUCACCAUGUAUGACCUGUUCAGCCAAGUAUCCAUUUGGUUGUUGAGAUCUGACUUUGUCUUCGAGUUUCCUAGACCUGUGAUGCCCAACAUGGUCUACGUUGGUGGAAUCAACUGCCACCAGCGAAAGCCACUGCCCGAGGUACAAUUUCUUUCCUUGGCACAAACAUUUUUUGCUCAACUUGUAUUCCUCAUUUAUGUUGGUCAUAUUACAGAUCUCUAG